This is a messenger RNA of Erpetoichthys calabaricus (reedfish), 2367 nucleotides long. RefSeq names its product ribosomal protein S6 kinase beta-1. The transcript is spliced from 15 exons. The coding region runs from base 222 to 1724 and encodes 500 amino acids. Gene Ontology annotation, biological process: signal transduction; protein phosphorylation. Gene Ontology annotation, molecular function: ATP binding; protein serine/threonine kinase activity. NCBI's taxonomy places the organism in Eukaryota, Metazoa, Chordata, Cladistia, Polypteriformes, Polypteridae. The record is from RefSeq and is a predicted model, not a curated record.
GGUUGCCCACACUCGCCGAGUUACAUUGUCCGCAGUGCGCCUGCUCUCGACUCAAGGAGCGAAGGGGGCUUUUUCCCUAUCGACCAGAGUUUUGUUUGGUUGGGUCUGUUUGUGCGCAUGCUUCGUACUGUAGCCGGUUAUGGCGGCGGUGUAUGUGUCUCCAUGAGGCGAAUAGAAAGGGCCAUUCAUCGUGACUGAGAGCGCGACUAGAUAGCGGGGAGAUGGCUGGCGUGUUCGACAUUGACCUGGACCAGCCUGAGGACACUGUCUCUGAUGAAGAGCUCGACGAGGGGAUUCAGUAUGGUGACUACAUGGAUCAUGGCAGCAGCUAUGAAUUCGAUAUGGAACACUGUGAAAAAUUUGAAAUCUCUGAGAACAGUGUUAACAAAGGAACGGAGAAAAUUCGUCCAGAAUGUUUUGAGUUGCUUCGUGUCUUAGGAAAAGGUGGUUACGGAAAGGUUUUCCAAGUCAGAAAAGUGACUGGGGCCAAUUCUGGGAAGAUAUUUGCAAUGAAGGUUUUAAAAAAGGCAAUGAUUGUGCGAAAUGCAAAGGACACUGCUCAUACUAAAGCUGAGCGCAACAUUCUUGAGGAAGUGAAGCAUCCCUUUAUCGUGGACCUCAUAUAUGCUUUUCAAACUGGAGGCAAACUUUACCUCAUCCUGGAGUAUCUGAGUGGUGGAGAACUUUUUAUGCAGUUAGAGAGAGAAGGAAUCUUUAUGGAAGACACAGCUUGCUUCUAUUUAGCAGAAAUAUCUAUGGCUCUAGGGCAUUUACAUCAAAAGGGGAUAAUCUACCGAGACUUAAAACCAGAAAAUAUCAUGCUUAACAGCCAAGGGCAUGUAAAACUCACAGACUUUGGUCUCUGUAAGGAAUCAAUACAUGACGGAACUGUGACCCAUACUUUUUGUGGUACAAUUGAAUACAUGGCACCAGAAAUCUUAAUGCGGAGUGGACACAACAGAGCUGUUGAUUGGUGGAGCUUAGGAGCCUUAAUGUAUGACAUGCUGACUGGAGCACCACCAUUCACUGGUGAAAACAGAAAGAAGACAAUUGACAAGAUUCUAAAAUGUAAACUUAAUCUUCCACCCUACCUCACUCAAGAAGCCAGGGACCUGCUCAAAAAGCUGCUAAAAAGAAAUGCAUCAUCUCGACUUGGAGCUGGACCAGGGGAUGCAACUGAAGUUCAGACUCACCCCUUUUUCAGACACAUCAACUGGGAAGAACUGCUCGCCCGAAAGGUGGAACCUCCAUUCAAACCAACUUUGCAAUCAGCCGAUGAUGUGAGCCAGUUUGACUCGAAGUUUACAAGUCAGACUCCUGUGGAUAGUCCAGACGACUCAACGCUGAGCGAAAGUGCCAAUCAAGUCUUCCUGGGGUUUACUUAUGUAGCUCCUUCGGUGCUGGAAAAUGUAAAAGAAAAAUUUUCUUUUGAGCCAAAAAUUCGAUCACCACGAAGAAAUAUAGGAAGCCCACGGACACUUGUCAGUCCUGUGGGGGAUUGCUGGGUGAGAAGCCCAGUAGCUGGAGGGGGUCCUGUUGUGCAGUCACCCAUACAAUACCCAAUGGAAGUUGCUGGGGUUGAACAGAUGGAUGUGACUUCAAGUACUGAAGCUUCUGCUCCUUUGCCUAUCAGACACCCCACAGGCACAAGCUCUGUGGCUUUCAAAAAGCAGGCGUAUCCUAUUCUAUCCAAACGGCCAGAGCAUCUCCGUAUGAAUCUUUGACAUUCAGCACACCAAAAGCAAACUGAAAAUGUUUAAGGAAAACUAUGAACAUCUUGGCACAGCAUGUGAGCAGAGAAGAGCCAAUAUAUAGAGCCUCUCUUGGAGACGCAAAUAAAACUGACUGCAGACUGAAGGCAUUUGUUUUUGGACCUGUUUCUUCAGGGAUGUAUGUUGCCUCUGAUGGACUAUCACAAGCUACGCCGCAGGUUUCCAACAUUGCUGAUCAUCUCCCAGCAGAAGAGAAAACUUGGCUAAGCAGCAAACAGCAUCAGUAAUAACGCUGGCCUGUCCAUCCGGAGAUGGGCUUGACAUGACGUGCUGUUCAUGUCAAUAGAUGAUUGUUGUUUAUUAAUUAUAAUUCUAUCCAGGAAUUGCUUUCACUCAAUGCUUGAAAUUUUACAGUAUUACUCUGGGUGCAUCCUUGCUUCCCAAUGAGAAUUCAAUAAAAAGAAAGCAUAACUGUCAGAAAGUUUUUGAGAUGGGGAUGGGCGAGGGGGCGGCUGAACCAGCCACCCUCAUAACCACCAGAACUUUGAAACUGAAAGUAUCCGGAGCUUCAGCAAAAAGGGAUUUCACUUGGAAUGCUAUGAGGCAGUGUAACUGUAUUAUAGUCAUGAUAAAAACAAGAGUUUACUUUUUAUAU